Molecule: messenger RNA, 1313 nt
Organism: Diachasmimorpha longicaudata
Lineage: Eukaryota; Metazoa; Arthropoda; Insecta; Hymenoptera; Braconidae
Product: zinc finger protein 830
Exons: 4
Coding region: 137-1018 (293 amino acids)
Biological process (GO): mitotic DNA replication checkpoint signaling; nuclear DNA replication; mitotic DNA damage checkpoint signaling
Cellular component (GO): spliceosomal complex; nucleus
Molecular function (GO): nucleic acid binding; zinc ion binding
Source: RefSeq, a predicted model, not a curated record
GCACGAGAAAAUGUCCCUCCAACCGACGAAGUCUGCGUUAUCGACGUGAUCAUAACCUCCAAAUCAAUAACAUUCGAAAACUUCUGAAGUCGUGAGGGUUUGUUAUUGUUUUUUGUGACAUAAUCAGGGGUUGAAGAUGUCUGGUGGGAAGAAAAGCAGACAACACGACCUGAGAAAGGCCAUGAUGGACCACAAGAGGAAAUCAGGAGCUGCGAAGAAGAUCGAUUCCCCACUGGCAAAGUACUCAGAAGCUGGCCAGCUCAUGUGCAUCAUCUGCAAGGUCGUAAUCAGAAGUGAAACAGCCUGGCCAGUGCACCUGAACUCAAAGUCCCACAAGGAGAACGUUUUAUCCACAAAAAAGUACCUGGAAACAAAGGAAAUUCCUGGGAAUCUCUCCAGGAGUGAGAGAACAUUCAAGAGACCCAGUUCUCCAGCUGGAGAGUCAGACCCUCCCAAGAAGAUCAAGGGGAUCUUGAAGAAUUCCGAGACGUCAGUCCUGCCCCCAGACUUCUUCGACAAUCGUCAAGGACUGACUAGAGUUCCAGUCCCUUCAGGUCCAGAAAUGACAGAGGAAUCAGUGACUGAACGUUCAUGGAGUGACAGAAGCUCCAGAGUAUCUGAUAGGGAUGAAGUUAAGGAGCUGGAGUCCAGUAAUUCUGCUGUUCUACCAGAGGGAUUCUUCGAUGAUCCAAUUUUGGACGCCAAAGUGAGAAAUGUGGAGUACAAAGACCCCAUCGAGGAAGAAUGGGACAAAUUCCAAAGAGAAAUGAGGGAAGAAGCUGCUCAAUCAGCUCAAAUUAUUGCUGAAGAUCAGGAGGAGGCGACGACUGAGAGACAAUUGGAUGAGAUUGAGGAGCAGAUUCGCAACUGGUCGAGAGUAAUGGACUUGGUGAGACGAAAAGAACAGGUCCAGGCAGCUGAGAGGAAGAAGGAAUCGGUGGAGGAGGACAUGUCGAGCGGUGACGAGAGUGAAUACGACGAGUUUUUGGAUUGGCGAGCAAAAACGUCUUAUAAAUAAUAAAUAACAACAAUCAAUCCUCCAGUGUAAGAUAAUUUUAUUAAAAUGAAUUCAGAUAGCAAAGACAUUACAGAUAAGUCAAAUUUAAUAAAUGUUUAUCAUCUUAAUGAGAUAAUUAAGCUACGAUAAUUAAUAUUGAAAUGUUGUACUCAGUAAUUACUGUCGAGUACAACGGAAAUUAAUUACUACGAGAGAAUAAUUGGGUGUGACAAAGUGAAAUGUAUCACUUUGUCUGUAAAAUAUCAGGAACGAUAAAAGGAUUUUUUUAAUAAUAAAUAAGCAGCUUUGCAAUUAA